Drosophila innubila is the source of this 1208-nucleotide messenger RNA. Its product is annotated as odorant receptor 59b-like. Bases 1 to 1206 code for a protein of 401 amino acids. Gene Ontology annotation, biological process: detection of chemical stimulus involved in sensory perception of smell; sensory perception of smell. Gene Ontology annotation, cellular component: plasma membrane. NCBI's taxonomy places the organism in Eukaryota, Metazoa, Arthropoda, Insecta, Diptera, Drosophilidae. The record is from RefSeq and is a predicted model, not a curated record. Gene Ontology annotation, molecular function: olfactory receptor activity; odorant binding. The transcript has 3 exons.
AUGGCAAAGGAAGAAUUCUUCAAGUAUAUUAACCCAGCACCUCUAUCUCAAAGACUGGCAACUCGAGAUGGCUGCAUCUACAUGUAUCGGCUUAUGAAGUUUAUUGGUUGGAUACCACCAAAGGAAGGACAACGGCGUUAUCUGUACUUUAUAUGGACAUUUACAACGUUCGCAUUAGGAACUAUUUAUCUACCAGUGGGAUUUGUCCUAAGCUUCGUUAAGGAGCUCGACAAGUUUACCACAGAUGAGUUUCUCACCUCAUUGCAGGUGUCCAUAAAUUCAUGCGGUAGUUCAGUAAAGUGUUUAAUAUUAUACAUUUAUCUGUGGCGUCUCCGCAAGACCGAGAAUAUCUUAGACGAACUAGAUAAACGGAUUGUGAAAGACAGGGAACGUCAGAAGGUACACGAAACUGUGGCACUCAGCAAUUAUAUAUUCUUAAUCUUCACUAUCAUUUACAACGGCUAUAUUGGCUAUAUGUGUCUGUCCUACGUGGCUAGCGGAAGAGCACCUUAUUCGGUGUACAAUCCAUUUUUAGACUGGCGCGACAGUCAAAUAAACUUAUAUAUUCAGGCAACCUUUGAGUAUAUCAUUACGUCCAUUGCAGUGACACAAAAUCAAUUAUCCGACACAUAUCUGCUAGUAUUUAUGAUUUUGAUUCGCGGCCAUUUUAAUUUAACAAUGGAUCGUGUGCGGGAUUUACGAACGGAUCCCAGCAAGACAGAGGAAGAAAACUACGAGGAUAUGGUAAACUGCAUCAAGGAUCACAAGAUGAUUUUACAAUGCUGCAAUAUGAUACGUCCUAUUAUAUCAGGCACGAUUUUUGUGCAGUUUGGACUCAUCGGCUCCGUGUUGGGACUGUCCCUGAUUAACAUAUUCUUUUUCUCAAAUUUAUGGCGUGGUUUGGCGUCAAUUUUAUUUGUUAUCGCUGUUUUAAUGGAGACAUUUCCUUUUUGUUACAACUGCAACUUACUUAUUGACGACUGCGAGGAAUUUGGAAUCCGGAUGUUUCAGUCCAAUUGGAUUGACGCAUCUCCGCGCUAUAAAUCAACUCUUAUUCAUUUUUUGCAUCAAGCCCAGCAGCCGAUUGUUUUUAUAGCUGGUGGUAUUAUUCCCAUUACGCUGAAUAGCAAUAUUAUAGUGGCCAAGUUUGCAUUCAGCAUUUUCACCAUAGUACGGGAGAUGAAUCUUGCCGAACAGUUUAAAUAAAA